Messenger RNA from Girardinichthys multiradiatus, 3696 nucleotides. Its product is annotated as toll-like receptor 13. The transcript has 5 exons. Gene Ontology annotation, cellular component: membrane. Gene Ontology annotation, molecular function: protein binding; transmembrane signaling receptor activity. The record is from RefSeq and is a predicted model, not a curated record. Gene Ontology annotation, biological process: immune response; inflammatory response; toll-like receptor signaling pathway. NCBI's taxonomy places the organism in Eukaryota, Metazoa, Chordata, Actinopteri, Cyprinodontiformes, Goodeidae. Bases 349 to 3228 code for a protein of 959 amino acids.
ACAACAAACAUGGUAGAAGGUGGAGGACAGGUGGCCGUUACACCGACACAGAGCAGAAUGCAGUAAUAUGCAAAUUUUGCAGACAACCAGUCACAGGAAAGGACAGCAACACUACAAAUGUAUUUCACCUCCUAAAACACAAACCAGAAUAUGAUGCUAGCCAGAAGGUGCGCUACGAUGCAGCAGAAGCAUCGGCUUCCAAAGCUUCAGUCAACUGAAUGUGCAACGGGCACUCAGGGUUGUCUUUCAUCAGCAACUGAGAAAAGCUCAUCAUGAAAUGAAUAUUGGUGAUUGGUGGGCUCUUGUUUUUCACGGAAUACCAGGAUUUGCUUGCCUCAGGAGUUAAAAAUGGGUUUGGAGGAGGACAAAACAGCACUGAUAGAAGGAUCAAACUGUUGUGAUAUUAGCAUUACUAUUCUCCUAAUUUACAUGAUUUGUUUUGCUCCUCUGGUCAGUGGAUUUUCCCUAAAGAGUUGCAGAGUCAGCCAGAAUGAAGCCUUGUGUAUGGACAGUCAACUCAAAUUUGUUCCUCAAGACAUUCCACAAACUGUGACAGGUUUUGAUUUAUCUAAAAACAAAAUCUCAAGAAUACAACCCUUGAAUUUCACAAAUCUACUAGUUCUGAAAGAUUUAAACCUUCAUGAAAACCAUAUUUCAAAGAUAGACUGUGCAGCUUUUGCCAAUUUGAUUUCCCUUCAGAAGUUGACUCUAAACAACAACAAACUCGUUAAACUUGAAGACGGGGCUUUUGAUGGGUUGAGCAACCUCACUGAGUUAAGACUUAAUACCAACAAAAUCACACUAGUGUCAUCCACUGCUUUUCAGUCCUUGACGAGAUUAAAACUUUUGGAUAUUUCUAAUAACAAACUUGAAACGAUGAAAAAUCUUCAUCUGAUGUUGCAGCAUAUGCCACAACUACAUGAGUUUGUGAUAAGAAAAAAUUAUUUAAAAAGUUUUCAUUCAUGGGAACUUACAAACCGCUCACUAGAUCUCCGUGCCCUUGAUUUGUCUCGUAAUCCCAUAAGAGACUUCAGGAUAACUGCCAAUAUCUUUCCAAAUCUGACUCGUUUUAUCAUCGGCGACCCUUUCAGUUUCAUACCAAUGACAUGGGACGUGAAAAAUAAGACUUUUCUAAGACAAGUGUUCAGUCUUGAUAUCAGUGGGCUUCAUACAACUCUUGAAAACAUGGAAGUAUUACUCGGAAUGAUGAACUCAUCACUAACAUCUCUCGCGGUGAACAGAAUAAAACGCAAUUGGAGAAAACUAAUCAACCUCUCUUGCUCCAUUCCAACGUUGUCCAAAUUGCAGUUGCGCAGCAACAAUCUCAGAUUCAUCUUUACAGAUUUAUUUAAACUGUGUGUUAACGUGAUAGAAUUGGAUUUAUCAGAAAAUCAUAUCAAAACUAUCUACGAGAAUGCCUUCACAUCUAUGGCAAAUUUAAAGAUUUUAAAACUCAGUCAGAAUAAACUUUCAUCUGUUCCUACUGCCAUACAGACUUUGCAGAAUCUUUCCAAGCUUGAUCUCAGCAAAAACAUCAUCACCACUAUCAAGUGUCAAGAUUUCUCCAAUCAGACAAAGCUUAAGGAACUAAACCUGCAGAAUAACUCAAUCUUAGCUCUAACUGACUGUGCUUUCAAGGACUUGGUGCAACUCCAAGUCCUCAGAUUACAAUCCAACCAAAUUACUGAUUUAAAAGGAGCUUUUAAACACAAUCUUCCAAACCUUAAACGGCUGCAUUUGAAUGGAAAUAAACUCACUGCUAUUGGGAAAUGGGAAUUUAAAGGACUGAAUCCUCUGUGGAAUCUGUCACUACAUCAAAAUCAAAUAAAGACACUUGAUAAAGACUGUUUUGUUGGACUGAUUCAUCUCACUGACGUUCAGCUUCAGUCAAAUGUACUUACAACCCAUACCUUAAAAACAGGGGCCUUUAAUGCUCUUGUUAAUCUAAAACGAUUGGAUUUAAGCGAUAAUCACAUCAAAUAUUAUAACAGUACACCUCUGAAAGAAACACCAUUUUCUAAUCUUUCCCAUUUGGAAGAGUUGUCUAUUGAUGGCCAGCACCACAGGGGAAAGUCUUGUCUACCUUCUAACUUUCUCCGAGGUUUAACAAACCUUUUGCGUUUCAAUGCUAGGAACUGUCAGCUUAUCUGCCUCAAUAAAGACACAUUUAUGUACACACCUAAACUGGAAAGACUUGAUAUAAGCUCAAAUGAUUUGGGAACUCUGUCUCCGCAACUGUUUGCCCCGAUUCAAAACCUUAAAAGCCUCUACAUAUCCAGGAUUUCUCUUCAGUCAUUAGACUUCCUCAUAUAUGCCAACCUAACCAAGCUAGAGUUCCUUCAGGGAAGACACAAUCAAUACUCAGUCAUCACAAAAGAUGUAAUACAAUCCCUUCCAUCUCUUGUGUAUGUGGACUUUAAGUAUAAUAGUUUCUACUGUGACUGUGAUAACGUCUGGUUUCUUAACUGGACAAUAGCCAGUAAACAAACACAGGUUAAUGAUGCAUACAACUAUUCUUGCAACUACCCAGAUGAAUUCAAAGGCAAAAAGCUUUUGGACUUUAACUUCAAAUCCUGUUUACAGGAUAACGGCUACAUCUGCUUUGUGUUCACAACAUCUAUGAUCUUCUUUGUCAUGAUUGGAUCCUUCGCUUAUCAUUUCAUGAGGUGGCAGCUGUACUGUGCAUACUACCUAUUCUGGGCAUGGCUCUUUGACUCGAGGUAUAAAAAUAAGCUAGUUCCUCACCAGUACGACGCCUUUAUCUCAUACAACUCCACUGAUGAGCCCUGGGUGAUUGGAGAACUGGUACCCAAACUGGAAGGAGAGCAGGGCUGGAGGUUGUGUCUGCACCAUCGAGACUUUGAACCAGGAAAGCCAAUCACAGAUAACAUCACAGACGCCAUCUAUGGAAGCAGGAAGACCAUCUGUGUCAUCAGCCGCAGAUACCUGGAGAGCGAGUGGUGCUCCAGAGAGGUCCAGAUAGCCAGCUUCCGUCUCUUUGACGAGCAGAGGGAUGUGCUGAUCCUGAUUUUUCUUGAGGAUAUUCCCACCUACCUGCUGUCUCCUUUCCACCGCAUGAGGAAGCUCCUGAAGAAGCAGACCUACCUGAGCUGGCCACGAGCCGCAGACCACCCGGAGGUGUUCUGGGAGAAGCUUAGAAAGGCUUUACAGACCAGAAAUGAUCCCAGUGAGGACAACGUCCUCCUCAGUUUAACAGAUACCCAGUGAUGAGAAGGAAGCAUCUUUACUACUGGAGAUGUGCUCUCGUUUUGUUGUAAAAUAUUAGAUUAGCAACAGAAAAGCUGCAGCAAGAGUACAUUUGGCUAAUUUCCUUACAGCUUCUUUGGAAACUGACAUAAAAAGUGUUGAACCAAAGGAAAACAAGAACUCUGAAAAAACAAAAGCCUAUGGUUAAGGUAUUAUGUAUAUGAAAAUAAGUAUAUUUUGUAUGAAUUUUGUAUUAUUAUUAUUAUUAUGCUCUAUAUGUGUGUAAUCUGUACAUGUGUAUUUGUCAACUGUAUUAUGUUGCUCUUCGUAAGGCUCACAUUUAGUGUUUUUUCCAUUGAACUUUUAGCUGUGUUUUUAGAUUUAAUGGAAGGCUUAUUGUGUUAAUCUGUAAAUGAAAUGUGCUUCAUAAAUAAAUUUUGGCUUUCUUUUAACUCAACUCUUUUUCUCAGAAAUACGUUUGUUUCAACA